Salvia miltiorrhiza (redroot sage) is the source of this 1665-nucleotide messenger RNA. Its product is annotated as transcription factor E2FC-like. NCBI's taxonomy places the organism in Eukaryota, Viridiplantae, Streptophyta, Magnoliopsida, Lamiales, Lamiaceae. Gene Ontology annotation, biological process: regulation of transcription by RNA polymerase II. Gene Ontology annotation, cellular component: RNA polymerase II transcription regulator complex. Gene Ontology annotation, molecular function: RNA polymerase II cis-regulatory region sequence-specific DNA binding; protein dimerization activity; DNA-binding transcription factor activity, RNA polymerase II-specific. Bases 130 to 1371 code for a protein of 413 amino acids. The transcript has 14 exons. The record is from RefSeq and is a predicted model, not a curated record.
CGAAAAUUGAAAAGGGCAAUAGGCGGGGGCGGGCCCCUCCGAUUCGAACUCACCGCCUCCACUCCCGCUGUUUUACAUUCCAAAACCCCCGCCGCUUCGAUUCACUGUGUUGGAGUUCGAUUUCAUGGUAUGUCAGCCUCCGGCGAGAAUUUGGACCUGAAUCUCAGUCUAAAUCUACCUCUAUCUAGAUUGCAUUUGGAGAAGCAUUCCCUUUCGCAGCAACCGCAUCUGAGGCUGCCUUCUCUUUCGCCUCCCGCUGUCGCCACCACCAACUCCAGCAAAGUCACCCCUGAUAAGUUUGAUGCUCAUUGUAGCGGUGAUAUGAUCGCUCAACGAUCGCGCUUCUCGCUUCCACCGUCGCACUUGCUGCCUCGGAACAAUACGCCAAAUGAACUUGGAAGUGUUGGUGUUAAUGCAAGUCUCCAGAUUCCUAAACAGGAGGAAGUAGUGAACACAUUUUUACUUGGGCCUUCAUCUUACGUGGUGGGUGCUAAACGUGUCAGUAAAGCUAAAUCUUCAAAAAAUGCAAAAUCUGUUGUUCAGGAGGCAAAGUUAGAGUCUAUUGAUAACUUUAGUUUAAGCAGUUGCCGGUAUGAUAAUUCUUUAGGCUUAUUAACAAAGAAAUUUAUCAAGCUGAUCCAGGGGGCUAAGGAUGGCACUCUUGAUCUUAACAGAACAGCUGAUGUUUUACAGGUCCAGAAAAGGAGAAUUUAUGAUAUUACGAAUGUUCUUGAAGGGAUCGGUUUGAUAGAGAAAACAACCAAGAAUCAUAUUCGUUGGAAAGGAUUUGAGAUGUUUGGUCCUAAAGAGCAAGAUGACAAAGUUUCUCACUUGAAGGCUGAGGUUGAACUUCUACGUGCAGAAGAUCGUAGACUUGAUGAUUGCAUAAGGCAGAAACUAGAAGACAUUAGGGAACUUACUUCUAAUCAAAAGAAUCUUUUUCUGACGGAGGAAGAUAUUAUGAGUCUUCCACAUUUGAGGAAUCAAACUGUUAUUGCCAUUCAAGCUCCUCGUGCAAGCUUUCUGGAAGUACCGGAUCCUGAUGAGGAUAUUGGUUUCUCUCAAAAGCAGCAUAAACUUAUUGUGAGAAGCACAACUGGACCCAUUGAUGUUUAUCUCCUGAGCAAAAAGGAACAGAAAAGCAGAGAUGGCUCAGCCAAGCGUGCCAAGUUGUUGGAUUGUUUGGCCAGGACUAGUAGCAGUAGAGUUGAUGAAGCUGAUUGGUCUUCAAGUCCUGAUACUUCAACGAGCUCCAAAGCAUCUGGGUUCCAGAAAAUAGUCCCGUUUGAUGUUGGUAUCGAUGAUGACUACUGGUUGAGAUCAGAUCAUAAUGUGAGCAUAUCGGAUUUAUGGAGCUCGGAAGAGUUGUAGCAUUUCAACACGAUGUGCUGACCAACUUGCAGAGGAGGGUAAACGAAGGGUGUACAUAACUUGCUAUAAUUUUAUUUCAGUACUACAAUUAAAAUGGAGUGAUGAAUCUGGUAAAUGAGAUCCAUCAGUAUCUCACAGAUUGGCUCGUUAGGUAGAAAAUAAGGAUAGAGCCUAUCAUAAUAAAAUCCCUUUUUUGCGCUUUAAGAAUUUAGAAUGUAAAAAUCUCAAGCAUUCAAUGCCUAAAUAGUGAUUACAGUGGAUGCCCAUCCAUUUAUCUGUUUCUUUUUAUUUUCA